Molecule: messenger RNA, 1305 nt
Organism: Drosophila willistoni
Lineage: Eukaryota; Metazoa; Arthropoda; Insecta; Diptera; Drosophilidae
Product: serine protease inhibitor 42Dd
Exons: 3
Coding region: 119-1270 (383 amino acids)
Molecular function (GO): serine-type endopeptidase inhibitor activity
Source: RefSeq, a predicted model, not a curated record
AAAAAAAAACUUUAUAAAAUAUUGUGUGUUAAAUUUUUUUUAAUUUCUUCUAUUUUGGGUAUCUUGAAAAUACUAUGUAGUAUUGGUUCUUACCUUAGCCCUGAUUCACUGCAUUAACAUGACUUCGAGUGGUACCAUAGCUCCCUCACUGGCCGCCAGUCCCAUUGUCUUUGCCCGCAAUCUGUUUCGGGCAAUCAACGUCGAGUCUCCCAUGGUGAAUAUGGUGAUAUCACCGGCAGCGGCUCGUAGUGCCAUGACAUUGGUUUUUAUGGCUGCCAGCGGUAAGAGUGCCGAUGAAUUGCGUUCAGUGAUUAUAUUGGGAGUGGACAUUAAGGAGGACAUAGCCAAGCGUAAUGCAGAUUUCUGGAGCAAAGAAUGCGUUUGUUCGGACCAUGGUGUGGGCUUACGUCUUGCCACUCGGAUUUAUGUUAAGGAUGAUCAAAAAUUACGCCCCGAAUUCAAUUUGCAAGCUGUUGAAUUCUUCAAUGCCCAAGCCGAUGCAUUGAAUUUCACCAACAAUAUCGAAUCGAUGAAAGAGGUCAAUAAAUGGUUGGAGAAGCAAACAUUUCAUACAGUACGAAAUUUACUAACACCAGUGGCCUUCAAUCCAGAAACGAGUGUUAUUUUGGUCAAUUCAUUAUACUUUCGAGCCAAGUGGUCAAAACGUUUUCCCAUGCAACGCACUGUUACCGAUGAUUUCUGGAUAAAUUCCAAACAACGCAUGGAAAUCCCAAUGAUGCGCCAAGUUGGUCAUUUUCGUUAUGGUGAAUCGAGAAAAUUGAGAUCGAAAAUAUUGCAAUUACCAUUCGAUGAAUCGGACAUAAGUAUGUUGAUUAUUUUACCCACCGAUGUAAAUGGUCUGGCCGAUUUGGAGGCAAAGCUGGAGUAUAUUGAUUUGAAUGAGGUGGCAACCAAAAGUCUAUUGCAUGAUGUUGAUGUACAAAUACCAAAAUUUCAAAUCGAAUGUGAUGUGGAUCUCAAAGUGCCACUACAAAAGAUGGGCGUAACGCGCAUUUUUGAACCCAAUCGUGCUGAUUUAACUGGUCUUUUCGCCAAGCAAUCGAAUCAAGUGAUUUCGGAGGCACGUCAUAAAAUUAAUUUGGGUUUCAAUGAGAAUGGAUGUGAAGUAGAUAUAGAAAAUAAACCCGGUCCCACUGUUCCAAUUGUACCAGAUGCGGAGAGAAAGAUCUUUAGAGCAAAUCGUCCAUUUAUAUUUGCUAUACGAAAUAAUCAAACCGUUUACUUUGUUGGUCAUUUCAUUAAACCCUAAUCAACAAUGCCAAGAGGCAAAUUGUAAAUUGUAAA